GAACGUGAGUCUGAUUUUUAUUUACCAAUUCUAUGAAUAACAAGGGAAAAGAAAGUUUCUCAAGAUUCUUUACUUUAGAUAUGGGAGUGCAUCGCAGAGCUGGGGAAGAAGAGUAUGGAGACUCAAUAUAUUUACAAAAAAAUUCUACUACCGUACAAAGAGCAACGAAUACCCUUUCAAACAAAGCCAAAUGGCAACCCGGUGUCAAUAAUAGCAACGAUAUCAGACGAACCCACCUUACCAAUUACAACAGUGCCGGAUGCGAUAUGCUUCAUAUAUUCGAUGAACUGUCAUAUGAAGAGAAAAGUGAAGAGAAGAAGGAAGAAAAGAUCGAAGGAAAAAAAGGAAAAAAAAAAGAGAAAAAAAAGAGAAAAGAAAAAAAAGAAAAAAUGUUGGGACCUCAUGGAACAAGAGGAAUUUUUCUGUCAGCACCUGGAUCAGUUAGCGAGCUGGUUGAACAUCCUAGAACCAGCCAGCAGUUCCCAAAUACGUCCAACAUCGAUAAAUUUGUCCUGGACGACAAAUCGCAAAAGAGUAACAGCAGUCUCCUACGGAGCAUCAGUCAUAGCCCCGAAAAAGGGGAACAGAGACCCCUUGAUUGCGAUUCGACAGGACUACGAUUUGAACAUAUUCCCGAGAGAUCCGAACGGAGUGAUAAUGCAAAAAAUAGAAGGAUGGGACUAUGGGAAUUGCGCAGAGACCAAUCCCUGGAUCUACCUAACCAAGUUGAAACCGAAUAUUCCGAUAAAAACGCGCACAAUAGAUGUGAGAACGAAAAAAAGGAAGCUUCCCUGUCGAAAUUGCGAGAGUUGCCAGAUUACCUACGUGAACAACUAAAUAAAAAUAAUCAUUGGGAAUUUCACCAGAUCACAGAGAAAGACUCAUUGGACUUUGUAGAUUCGGAAUAUUUCAGUUAUCUUAAUGAGAAAUUUGAUAUUAAAAGUGCUCAACCAAUAUUCAUAGAUCACUCCGGAUAUGUUAUUUGGAUAUUAGAUGAGGAUGACCAUAUGUAUGAAUGGAACGAGAUGGAACGAGGCCUGAAAUACCUUGGAAAAGAUCUAAUUGAAGGCCUUACAAAUUUUUUCAUUUAUCCAGAUAAUAUUUGCGAAGUCAUGGAGGACACAGGUGAACGGAUCCCUGUAAAGGAGUUCAAGCUUAAAAUGAAGGAAAAGGCGAAAGAGAUUUGGGAUGAUCGUAUAAUUUUAAAUAUUAAUUAUUAUAAGUAAAAUUAUAUAAAUCAAUCAUAAUUCUGCAAUUAGAAGAUCAUCCUGCAUAUUUGUAAAUUUAUUUGUAAAUUAAAGUAAUAGGAACAUUUGCUUAUCUUGCAUAUUUGUAAACCAAAAUAAUGAAAUAUAAUCAACUGAUUUCCGAUCUCAUGUUUGCAGUAUUGUAAUUAUGUAAGCAUUCUGACACGAGGUCAGCAAAAUUUACCAAGAAAAAUUUUAUUAAUAUGCGAAAAAUAAAUACAA
Rhizophagus irregularis DAOM 181602=DAOM 197198 is the source of this 1469-nucleotide messenger RNA. RefSeq lists its product as uncharacterized. The record is from RefSeq and is a predicted model, not a curated record. Lineage: Eukaryota; Fungi; Glomeromycota; Glomeromycetes; Glomerales; Glomeraceae.